GCUUCAGCUCACCCAAGAACAAUCGAGCUAGCUGGCAUAUCCUAUCCAGUUAGCUACUAGCUCACUGCUCACACAUAGCCUCUGAACUCCGAGUGGUAAGCUUAGAAGAACAAGAAGAAGCAGCAGCAAUGGCGAAGCUUUGCACAGUGCUGGUGGCAGCAAUGGUCGUGCUCGCGCUUCUGGCGAGCCCCAUUGAUUGCACCCGCAAGCUCAGCAAGCCCAGGCCAAAGCCCAAGCCGAAGCCGGUUAGCCACCGGCCGGCGCCGGCAGCCAAGGUCAGCCACAGCCACAAGCCGGCGGCGGCGCCCGCCGUCAAGGUCAGCCGCAAGCCGGCGCCUGCGGCGGCCAAGGUCCACCGCAACUGCACCGCCACCCCCUCGUCUCCGUCCACCGUGUAUGGCUCCGGCGGCUGGCUGUCCGGCGCCGGCGCGACGUACUACGGCGCCCCCAACGGCGACGGCGGCGAAGGCGGCGCGUGCGGGUACCAGACCGCCGUCGGGAAGCAGCCGUUCGACUCGAUGAUCGCCGCCGGGAGCACGCCGCUGUACAGGGCCGGCGAGGGCUGCGGCGCCUGCUAUGAGGUCAAAUGCACGACGAACGCGGCCUGCUCCGGGCAGCCGGUGACGAUCGUGAUCACCGACGAGUCCCCCGGCGGGCUGUUCCCCGGCGAGGUCGCCCACUUCGACAUGAGCGGCACGGCGCUGGGCGCCAUGGCGAGGCCCGGCAUGGCCGACAGGCUCCGCGCCGGCGGCGUGCUGCGGAUCCAGCACAGGCGGGUGCCGUGCAGGUACCCCGGCGUGAACGUGGCCUUCAAGGUGGACCAGGGCGCCAACCCCUUCUACUUCGACGUGCUGGUCGAGUUCGAGGACGGCGACGGCGACCUCAGCGCGGUGGAGCUCAUGGAGGCCGGCAGCCGGGCCUGGGCGCCCAUGGCGCACAACUGGGGCGCCACGUGGCGGCUCAACAACGGCAGGAGGCUCAACGCGCCCUUCGGCCUCCGCCUCACCUCCGACUCCGGCAGGGUGCUCGUCGUCGACAACGCCAUCCCCGCCGGGUGGAAGCCCGGGAGGACCUACCGGUCGCUGGUCAACUACCCCUGAAUUGUUCUUGCAUUGCAGUGCGUUGCCACCAAUGGAGGAGCAGUGCGCGUGGUGAUGGAUGAGAGAAAAAAAAUGUGCGUCCGGGUUUCGCGAGAGGCGGUGCCAAAGGAGGAGGAGGUUGAAGAACGAAGGGAAUGGUGUUCUUCCCUCCCUCCACGGUCUCUGCAUUUCCCCAAGUGAUGUGUGAAUCGUGCCUGUAGUUUCAGUUCUUCCUCGGCCUCCGUUGUGCUGUAUGUGGUGCAAAAGGGAGAAGCUUGAGCUGCCACAAAUGUUGCAUGCCAAGUCAUCAGAUUGUGUGUUUUUGAAUUCUGAACUUAGUGCGUACGUCGGAAGUCCUUUCGAAAUUCAGAGAAAUGAAUUGCUGCUCGGGUAAUUUCAACAA
Molecule: messenger RNA, 1482 nt
Organism: Panicum virgatum (switchgrass)
Lineage: Eukaryota; Viridiplantae; Streptophyta; Magnoliopsida; Poales; Poaceae
Product: expansin-B11-like
Exons: 2
Coding region: 129-1100 (323 amino acids)
Biological process (GO): sexual reproduction
Cellular component (GO): extracellular region
Source: RefSeq, a predicted model, not a curated record